GUAGAAGAUUAAACCUGAGAAGCGAAGGAGGGAAAUUUCGGAAAACCCAACACGUUAAGCAGAACAACAAGAAUGGCAGCAGUACACCAUCACCAACCUCAAACCCUAGAAGAAGUCCGAACUCUCUGGAUCGGCGACCUUCAAAUUUGGGUUGAUGAAAAUUAUCUUCGCAGUUGCUUCCUUCAAACUGGUGAAGUUAUUUCUGCGAAGGUCAUACGUAACAAGAUUACUGGCCAUCCAGAGGGGUAUGGUUUUGUCGAAUUUGCUUCACAUGCAACUGCUGAACGUGUUUUGCAAUCAUAUAAUGGCACACUCAUGCCUGGAACUGAGCAGCCUUUCCGAUUAAAUUGGGCAUCAUUUGGGAUUGGAGAAAGAAGACCCGAUGCAGGUCCUGAGCAUUCCAUCUUUGUGGGAGAUUUGGCACCUGAUGUUUCAGAUUAUUUGUUGCAAGAGACCUUUAGAGCUCACUAUCCCUCGGUAAGGGGGGCAAAAGUUGUAACCGAUCCAAGCACAGGUCGUUCAAAGGGAUAUGGGUUUGUUAAAUUUGCUGACGAGAUGGAGAGAAACCGGGCCAUGACUGAAAUGAAUGGUCAAUAUUGUUUAUCGAGGCCGAUGCGUAUUAGUGCGGCGACUCCUAAAAAGGCACCAGGGAUCCAGCCACAGCCACAGUAUGCUGUAGCCAAAACCUUAUAUCCUGCUCCAACAUACGUUGUGCCUCCAGUUCAGCCAGUUCAGCCAUUGCCAGUGGAGAAUGAUCCAAAUAAUACAACGAUUUAUGUCGGUAAUUUGGACCCAAAUAUAACGGAAGAAGAGCUGAGACAACAUUGCUUGCAGUUUGGAGAGAUUGUUUACGUCAAAAUCCCAGCAAGCAAGGGAUGUGGUUUUGUGCAGUUUGCAACUAGGACUUCUGCUGAAGAAGCUAUUCAGAAGCUACAAGGAGUUGUGAUCGGUCAGCAAGUAGUACGUGUUUUUUGGGGCCGGAAGCAGGACUCUGCUACAUGGGGUCAGCAAGUGGAUCCAAGUCAGUGGGGUGCAUAUUAUGGAUAUGGGCAAGGUUAUGAUGCCUACGCAUAUGGUGCCGUUCAGGAUCCAUCCCUGUAUGCUUACAAUGUAUAUGCUGGUUACGCUCAAUAUCCUCAAGCGCCUGAAGGUGUUCAAGAUAUGGGUGCAGCAGCCAGUCUUGCUCCAGGAAUGGAGCAAAGUGUGGAGUUCUCUGAUCCCUUGGCUACACCCGAUGUUGACAGGCUUAAUGCAGAUUAUCUUGCUGUACAUGGAAGUGCGAUUCUUGGCCGUUCAAUGUGGUUAACAACCUCUUCAACAGCAAGACAAGCUUCAGCUGUUAUUGGGUCUCAGUAGUCAUGUAAUUAGCAAAUAGCAACUUAUCUGCAAGGAUUUUGUUGAGUAUAGUGUUACGUUUUGAGUUAACUUUAUUUUUAGUGUGGUUUAAACUUGUGGCUACAAAAGUUCAAUCGUUAGGGUUCUAGCUCCCUGAGUAUUAAUCAAUUCAGUUUAGCUUUAUA
This is a messenger RNA of Amaranthus tricolor (Joseph's coat), 1520 nucleotides long. Its product is annotated as polyadenylate-binding protein RBP47B'. NCBI's taxonomy places the organism in Eukaryota, Viridiplantae, Streptophyta, Magnoliopsida, Caryophyllales, Amaranthaceae. The record is from RefSeq and is a predicted model, not a curated record. Gene Ontology annotation, molecular function: mRNA binding. Gene Ontology annotation, cellular component: cytosol. The coding region runs from base 73 to 1356 and encodes 427 amino acids. The transcript has 8 exons.